AUGGAAUUGCAGCUUCCAAACCGAGGGGUCUAUACAGACCCGGACCAUAAUCUCUUCAUCAAAGAGGCAGAACCUACCCUCGAUCACAUAACCGAUGGAUCAAGCUUAGCAGAGGGAGAAAUCACAGUAGCAAUCAAGUUUAGUGGAAUUUGCGGUUCGGACGUGCACUUCUGGAAGCAUGGCGGGAUCGGUCCGUGGAAGGUAAACCAAGCGCAUAUAUUGGGGCAUGAGUCUGCAGGCCUUGUCGUCAAGGUCCACCCUUCCGUCACGACACUCGCAGUCGGAGAUCGCGUCGCGGUGGAACCUCACAUUGUAUGCAAGGCAUGUGAACCGUGCCUUACCGGACGCUACAAUGGGUGCAAGAAUCUGCAGUUCCGCUCCAGUCCGCCAUCUCAUGGUCUCUUGCGGACCUACGUGAACCAUCCCGCCAUCUGGUGCCAUAAGAUCGGCGAUCUAUCAUUUCCAAAAGGCGCCUUGCUGGAGCCACUGAGUGUCGCACUCACCGCAGUGACUCGUUCGGGGGUCAAGAUUGGAGAUCCGGUGUUGAUUUGUGGCGCAGGGCCAAUUGGGUUGGUGGUGCUGCAAUGCUGCCGCGCUGCUGGGGCGUAUCCCAUUGUGAUUAGCGAUGUUAACCCGGCGCGUCUACAGUUUGCACAACAGUUCGUGCCUGCUGCUCGAACACUGCAGGUUCGGCCGGAGGAGACGGACAAGGAAUUCGCAGCUCGGGUGGUGCAGUUGAUGGGUGGGGAGGAUUGCGAGCCCGUGGUUGCCCUGGAAUGCACGGGAGUCGAGAGUUCCAUCGCCAAUGCUAUUCAGAGUGUCAAGUUUGGGGGCAAAGUGUUUGUGGUCGGCGUGGGCAAGGACAAGCUUCAGUUUCCAUUCAUGCGACUGAGCGAGCGCGAGAUUGAUCUGCAGUUCCAGCAGCGCUAUGUCAACAUGUGGGCGCGCCCCAUCCGAGUGAUGUCCAGCGGAGUGAUUGAUUUGGACCCGAUGAUCACGCAUGUCUAUGCCUUUGAAGACGCUUCCAAGGCGUUUAAGACGGCGUCGGAUCCGAGUAGUGGCUCAAUCAAGGUGCUGAUUGAGGGACCAAAAUAA
This is a messenger RNA of Aspergillus costaricaensis CBS 115574, 1095 nucleotides long. Its product is annotated as NAD(P)-dependent alcohol dehydrogenase. The transcript has 2 exons. Gene Ontology annotation, biological process: D-sorbitol catabolic process. Gene Ontology annotation, molecular function: L-iditol 2-dehydrogenase (NAD+) activity. The record is from RefSeq and is a predicted model, not a curated record. Lineage: Eukaryota; Fungi; Ascomycota; Eurotiomycetes; Eurotiales; Aspergillaceae. Bases 1 to 1095 code for a protein of 364 amino acids.